AUGGCUGCAGACUCGUUCAGAUCACAAAUGAACUCGCUAGGAUGGUCCAGGAGAGAUGAACCGGUCAAUACUUCCGCGUCAUCUCCUUUCUUAAACAAACUACAAUCCUGGAAUCCGUUUGGGAACGGAGGUUAUGUCCGGCUCCCAACGAGCUCCGACCCUCCCCCACAGCUUCCUGCUCAAACUCGCCAGGAAGAGGACGCAGGAUGGUUAGCAUUAAGCCGAUGGGAUCGCCUCUUGGUGUUUGCAUGCUGUAACCUGGGGGCUGCAGUUUGCUUCGUCCUCUGCUUUUCCCUCUUCCCUAUACUGUCUCUACGACCCCGGAAAUUCGCUGUUCUCUGGACCGUGGGAUCGAUACUAUUCCUUACAUCUUGGGCAGUUCUUCAGGGUCCGCUCACAUAUGCCAUGCACCUUCUAUCUACCCCGCGGUUGCCGUUCACAGCUGCGUAUUUUGGAUCUAUCGGCCUGACUCUUUUCUUUGCUCUGGGGGUACAAUCUGUGAUUCUCACUCUCUUCUCCUGCAUUGCCCAACUUAUCGCACUAGUGUGGUAUCUCGUAUCGUAUUUCCCAAUGGGCUCAACAGGCCUCAGAUUCGCGAGGGGUUGGGAUGACCCCCCCAUUCCAAAGAUCCUGGAGGCUAGGAGACGAGGUAGAGAGAGUCGCUCGCCCGCCACAUUUGGAACAUAUGCACAUGUUAACGGUCUAUCCAAUACGAGCUCUCGAAGGAAGGGGAGAACUCAUGAUCUGGUCACAUACCUAGGCCUAAACAAAAGCCUCGGCUGCCUAGUGGCCUGGUCUGUAUCAGGUUUUACGUUCCUGAAAACUUCAAGAACCUGGAGAUGUUAA
Morchella importuna is the source of this 846-nucleotide messenger RNA. RefSeq lists its product as uncharacterized. The coding region runs from base 1 to 846 and encodes 281 amino acids. Gene Ontology annotation, biological process: vesicle-mediated transport. Lineage: Eukaryota; Fungi; Ascomycota; Pezizomycetes; Pezizales; Morchellaceae. The record is from RefSeq and is a predicted model, not a curated record. Gene Ontology annotation, cellular component: membrane. The transcript is spliced from 14 exons.